Messenger RNA from Gilbertella persicaria, 1359 nucleotides. RefSeq names its product trimethyllysine dioxygenase. Gene Ontology annotation, molecular function: trimethyllysine dioxygenase activity; iron ion binding. The transcript has a single exon. Gene Ontology annotation, cellular component: mitochondrion. Lineage: Eukaryota; Fungi; Mucoromycota; Mucoromycetes; Mucorales; Choanephoraceae. The record is from RefSeq and is a predicted model, not a curated record. Bases 23 to 1297 code for a protein of 424 amino acids. Gene Ontology annotation, biological process: carnitine biosynthetic process.
UUUUUUUAUUUCUUUUUCGUAAAUGCACCGUUUUUUCAGUAUACAAAGACUGGCUGGAUCCAAACAAAUCAAUCGAGCCUUAUUCUCUACCUCAGCAUCUCGUUUGCAUAAGCCUAAUGCUCGAAAACAGUUACAAGGAACGGGUGCAGUUCCUCAAAGAGCUGGUCUCGCUAACGACAAGGAGAUAUACCUAGACUGGAACGCCAACAAGACAAGUGUCUAUAGUCACUUUUGGCUACGAGACCAUUGUCAUUGCGAAAAAUGCUAUCAUCCCAUCACACGUCAGCGACUUGUGGAUACUUUUUCAAUUCCUCGAGAUAUUCAGCCUGUAGCUGUCGAUAGUACACAGGAGGGUCUUUCUGUCUCAUGGCCAGAUGGCCAUCAAUCUGUUUAUGCCUGGGAUUGGUUACAUACGCAUUCUUAUAGUCCUAUCCUUCGCUCCUCUGAGCCCUUGGCUUCUAAAAAGCCUAAGUUAUGGGAUGCUCAAUUCCGAUUAUCACCCAUAGAACAUGAUGCUGUGAUGCAUACAGACGAGGGCCUAAAACAAUGGCUGGAUCAGCUCGAAACAUACGGUAUUUCGUUUAUUGAAGGAUGCCCAACUACUGUAGAAGCUACCGAGAAACUAGCUCGGCGUCUUUGCUUUUUAAGACAAACGCAUUACUCGCAAGGCAUCUGGUCCUUUACGGCUGAUCUGGCUCAUGCGGAUACGGCUUACACACAGCUCGCUCUGGGUGCACAUACAGACAACACGUAUUUUACAGAACCUGCUGGCUUACAAAUGUUUCACAAGCUAGAAUUCAAAGGCAAAGGCGGUGACUCCCUCUUUGUGGAUGGUUUCCAUGUAGCCAAACAACUCAAGGAAACCUCGUCUAAUGCUUAUCGUGUCUUAUCUAAUACACGUAUUCCCACUCACUCAGCGGGUGAUGAAAACGUUUUAAUUGUUCCCACCCCUCGAGCCUUUCCUAUUUUGAAUCAUGGACCUGACGGUGAACUUUAUCAGAUUCGUUACAACAAUGAUGAUAGAUCCACAUUGGAUCAUUUGAGUUCGACUCAAUUAGACGAAUUCUAUGAUGCUUUGUUCUUAUGGAGCAAAUUAGUCAAGGCGAAAGAGAAUGAGCUCUGGGAUUCAUUGACUCCAGGGCGUGUAGUGACAUUCGACAAUUGGCGUGUCUUGCAUGGCCGCAGUGCUUUUACUGGUCACCGUCGUAUUUGUGGUGCUUAUUUUCCUUGGGAUGAUUACAAGAGUCGAGCAAGAACACUUAGAAUGACACCUCAAGAUAAAAAUCGUCUUUUGUAAUUUUGUUUAUAUCAGAAAAAGGCGUUUUCUCGAAACAAAUAAAUAAUCAUGUAAAAGCAGUA